GCCAAUCACACUCUACGCUCCUCGAUCUCCUUGUCCCCACACACUUUGUUACUGAAAACGAGCUUCAUUCAUUUCAUCGUGACUGAUUUUUCUCUCAAAAUGGCGUCGUCUUCCUCGAUUCCUGUUCGUCGCUGAAGAAAUCAGAGCCAGACUGCGCGAUGGAUACGGCGUCGUGCAUCUCCGCGGCGACUACAUGGACUGUGCCUCGCCUUCGCCGUCGUUCUUCUACUUCUUCGUUCUCCUCGUCCUUUCAGUCUAUCCGAUGGUCGUACAGUUCUUCUUCUUGCUUGCAAUUAGUUUGCAACAACAGCAGCGGCAGCAAUACUACGAGGUUCAAGUCUAAGUCCAGUAACAAGAGAAGAACUAGCGGCAAGAAUGGUAAUACCAGUAAUAAUCCUACUGGUUCUAGUAGCGGCGGCGGUGGUGGUGUAAAGAGUGUAAAAGAAGAACUGAGACAGAUAAAGGAGACUCCGAAGAAUGUGCGCACUUUGUAUCAGAAUGGGGAUCCGUUGGGGCGGAGGGAUCUCGGGAUGAGCGUGGUGAGGUGGAUAUCACGGGGAAUGAAGGCGAUGGCAACGGACUUUGCGGAGGCGGAGAUGCAGGGGGAGUUCUUAGAGCUCAAGCAACGGAUUGAACCGGGCCUCACUUUUGUGAUCCAGGCACAGCCUUACCUUAGUGCCAUUCCAAUGCCACUGGGGCUGGAGGCCAUCUGCUUGAAGGCUUGCACUCACUAUCCCACCCUCUUUGAUCAUUUCCAGCGGCAAUUGCGGGAUGUUCUUCAGGAUUUGCAGCACAAAACGGUUCUUGAAGAUUGGCGGGCGACAGAGUCUUGGAAGUUACUGAAGGAGCUAGCGAAAUCAGCUCAGCAUAAAUCUAUUGCGAGGAAGGUACCCCAGCCAAAACCUGCGCAAGGUGUUUUAGGUAUGGAGUUAGAAAAGGCCAAGGCUAUACAAAACAGGAUCGACGAGUUUACGAAACAAAUGUCAGAGUUGCUUCGUAUAGAGAGGGAUUCUGAACUAGAGUUUACACAGGAGGAGUUGAAUGCCGUCCCUAUGGCAGAUGAGACCUCCGAUCCUUCAAAACCAAUUGAGUUUUUGGUUAGUCAUGGCCAGGCUCAGCAGGAACUCUGUGAUACCAUCUGCAAUUUGUACGCAGUUAGCACAUCAACAGGGUUAGGAGGAAUGCAUUCAGUAUUAUUUAGGGUUGAGGGAAAUCACAGAUUGCCGCCCACUAAUCUUUCCCCAGGAGACAUGGUCUGUGUGAGGAUUUGCGAUAGCAGGGGUGCAGGUGCAACUUCUUGCAUGCAGGGCUUUGUUAACAACCUUGGGGAAGAUGGUUGCAGCAUCAGUGUAGCACUAGAAUCUCGUCAUGGUGAUUCCACCUUCUCUAAGCUCUUUGGGAAAAGUGUACGCAUUGAUCAUAUACAUGGAUUGGCCGACACACUCACGUAUGAGCGCAAUUGUGAAGCCCUGAUGCUGCUUCAGAAGAACGGUUUGCAGAAGAAAAAUCCUUCAAUUGCAGCUGUAGUUACCCUAUUUGGAGACAAGGAAGAUAUUCAGUGGCUGGAGGAGAAUCAUUUUGUGGACUGGGAAGAAGCAGAGUUGGACGGACUGUUGGGAACUGAAACUUUUGAUGAUUCACAGCGAAGAGCAAUUGCCUUAGGGCUGAAUAGAAAACUACCUGUAUUGAUAGUCCAAGGGCCUCCUGGCACUGGAAAGACAGGUUUGCUGAAGGAACUUAUAGUACUUGCUGUUCAACAAGGAGAACGGGUGCUUGUAACAGCACCUACUAAUGCUGCUGUUGACAACAUGGUUGAAAAACUUUCAAAUAUUGGGUUAAACAUUGUGAGGGUUGGCAAUCCAGUUCGUAUAUCUCCAGCUGUAGCAUCAAAGUCUUUGGGUGAAGUAGUGAAGUCUAAACUCGCUGAUUUUGUAACAGAGUUUGAAAGGAAGAAGUCUGACCUGAGGAAAGACCUGAGACAUUGCUUAAAGGAUGACUCAUUAGCUGCUGGCAUUCGCCAGCUUCUUAAACAGCUCGGAAAGACACUGAAGAAGAAGGAGAAGGAGACAGUGAAGGAAGUUCUAUCUAGUGCACAGGUGGUGCUUGCCACUAACACUGGAGCAGCAGAUCCAUUGAUACGGAAACUGGAUACUUUUGACCUUGUUGUUGUUGAUGAAGCAGCACAGGCAAUUGAACCGUCUUGCUGGAUUCCAAUAUUGCAGGGGAAGCGGUGUAUUUUUGCUGGUGAUCAGUGUCAGCUUGCUCCAGUAAUUCUUUCCAGAAGAGCCUUAGAGGGUGGGCUUGGUGUAUCUUUGAUGGAGAGAGCUGCAACUUUGCAUGACGGCAUACUUGCAACCAAGUUAAUGACACAGUAUCGUAUGAAUGAUGCAAUAGCUCGGUGGGCAUCAAAAGAGAUGUAUGGAGGAUUAUUAAAGUCCUCACCGAGUGUUUCUUCUCAUCUUCUCGUAGAUUCCCCAUUUGUCAUGCCCACAUGGAUAACGCAGUGUCCAUUGAUGUUGCUAGAUACAAGAAUGCCUUAUGGAAGUUUGUCAGUUGGUUGCGAGGAGCAUUUAGAUCUGUCUGGCACAGGCUCAUUUUACAAUGAAGGGGAAGCAGAUAUUGUUGAGCAUCUUGUGUUUUCAUUGCUUUAUGCUGGUGUUCAUUCGACAGCAAUUGCAGUCCAAUCACCAUAUGUGGCUCAGGUACAGCUCUUGAGGGAAAGGCUGCAUGAGCUUCCAGAGGCUGCUGGUGUUGAGGUUGCAACAAUUGAUAGCUUUCAAGGUCGAGAAGCUGAUGCUGUCAUUAUAUCAAUGGUCCGGUCAAACACAUUAGGGGCCGUUGGAUUCUUGGGGGACAGUAGGCGAAUGAAUGUUGCCAUAACAAGAGCAAGGAAACUUGUUGCAGUUGUCUGUGACAGUUCAACAAUAUGUCAUAACACCUUCCUGGCUAGGCUCUUACGUCAUAUCCGUUACUUUGGCAGAGUGAAGCAUGCGGAGCCUGGUUCCUUUGGGGGAUCUGGGAUUGGCAUGGAUCCGAUGUUACCUACCAUUAGUUAGCAUUGGAUAAACCAUUCAAUUAUGUAAGUUUCUAUUACACGUCCAAUGAUUGUUUUGGAGGACAACUGUAUCUAGCAAUAUGUUCUCUCCCCCAUUUGCUUCUGCAACACUGUAUGUACAGCAACAGCAAGCCCUCCCCUUUCUUUUUCUUUUUUUCUUUUUUUUCACAUUGUAAUAACUGCCUCUCCCAACUAUUCUUGAAACUUGUAUAUAGAAUCAUGUCAUACAGUACAUAAUUUGAAUCUUCUAAUGGAAGGUUGGAUAUAA
This is a messenger RNA of Tripterygium wilfordii, 3323 nucleotides long. Its product is annotated as DNA-binding protein SMUBP-2-like. The coding region runs from base 159 to 3056 and encodes 965 amino acids. Lineage: Eukaryota; Viridiplantae; Streptophyta; Magnoliopsida; Celastrales; Celastraceae. Gene Ontology annotation, molecular function: 5'-3' DNA helicase activity. The transcript has 7 exons. The record is from RefSeq and is a predicted model, not a curated record.